AUGGUGAAAUUGUCAAAUAUAAUUGAAACGCUAUUUAAGAAAAAUGAUACAUCAAAGCUGGAAACGGAUGCUGCUCCAUUACCACCAAGACGAAAAACAGAUACGCACCAGGAAGUGACAAUGUCCGGUGCCAAUGCUCCCGCAACGCAGAAUGGGAAUUUCCCAAAUGGAAAUGCAAACAUCGGAAUGGUGGUACCCGCAAUGGAAAGCCUGGCUCUUGUACCGAACAACACGCCACAAUCGUUGCAGCCGAUUGCAGGAGAAAACCAAACUCCACCACAAACGGUAGUGAACAAUGUGCAGCACAACACGCUCACAGCCCCACAAACGUCCAUUUCCAACACGACCGGAAUGCAGGUGUAUCAGAUAAGAAAUGCAAACAAUCUGCACAUUGGUAACAAUUACACGUUCAAUUCCGCCGUGGUGGACGAAGGUGCUUCGACGAGCGGUUCUUUGUCGAGCACAUCCGGCGUGAAAUGGGCUAACUUGCGGCUGUCCAAUACCAUAACGCAAAUGAUGCACAGCCUGGACGAAGUGGACGCAGAGAUUAUCGAUACGGUGUCUCGCCAUUUAGGGUAUGGAUGGAAAAGUUUCGCCCGCAAGCUGGAAUACUCCGAGGGACAGAUUGAUGCGUUUGAAGCAGAUAACAGCACGUUGGCUGAGCAAAUUUACAGCUUCGUGUUGGAUUGGACUCGCAAUGAUGAUGAUCCAACGCUUGGGCGACUUGUUUCACUGUUGUGGGACAACAAACACAAGGAAACAGUAUACUACAUCAAACAGGUGUGGAAACAACGGAAAGCAGAUAACGCUUCCGGUUGA
Messenger RNA from Anopheles marshallii, 819 nucleotides. It is a transcript of the gene imd, whose product is annotated as protein immune deficiency. The transcript has 2 exons. The coding region runs from base 1 to 819 and encodes 272 amino acids. Gene Ontology annotation, molecular function: protein binding. The record is from RefSeq and is a predicted model, not a curated record. Gene Ontology annotation, biological process: signal transduction. NCBI's taxonomy places the organism in Eukaryota, Metazoa, Arthropoda, Insecta, Diptera, Culicidae.